CUUGAUGUUAUAUAUUCUCAUCAUUUGCACGUUGAGAUUUGUUAUGUCUUUAUUAAUUUGCAUCUUCAAGAGCUUAAUAUGAAUGAGUUUGAUAGCAAUAAGCUUCGAGAUCUCAGUUAUCAUCUUGAUAAUUUUAUAGUUUAUGCUCGUAAUUCUGACUAGAGGUUCUUCAACUUGAAGGGAAUUACCAACUUUGCUACAGUAUUGGUGAAGUCAAAUUUGCAUCAAACUUGGCUACUUGUUUAUUUGCUUAUCAAGUUGACUCUCAUUCUUCGUGUUGCUACUGUUUCUGUGGAAUGAGCUUUUUUGUUCAUGAAGUACAUCAAAAAUGAACUUCGUAUUAGUAUAGGUGAUGAAUUUUGUAAUGGUUGGGUAGUGCUCAUUUCUUUAACAUAAAAUAAAUGAGGGUGCUUGCAAGAGUGAAUUAUUAGUUGUAAUUGGUAAGAGAAGCUAGCAAAAUUUGGACUUCAUUUCUUAGUUUUUUAAGAAAUGAAGAGUUUUUAACUAUAAUGUUUAAAUAGUCGUACGCUUAUAUGGUUAUAUAAUGUGAUUUAUAGUAACUUUAUAAUAAGGGAAUUGAGCACCCACGAGCCUAAGAUCCUGGAUCCGCCACUAUUUCAAAUGCCCCGUACUAAGCAAACAACUUGCCAAUCCACAGGUGGAAAGGCACCAAGGAAGCAACUAGCUACCAAGGCUACAAGAAAGUCAGCUCCGGCAACUGGAGGAGUGAAGAAGCCUCACCGUUUUCGUCCAGGAACUGUGGCUUUGAGGGAAAUCAGGAAGUAUCAGAAAUCUACGGAGUUGUUGAUUAGGAAGCUUCCAUUUCAAAGGCUCGUGAGGGAAAUUGCCCAGGAUUUCAAGACAGAUCUGAGGUUUCAGAGUAGUGUUGUUGCUGCUCUACAAGAGGUUGCUGAGGCUUACCUUGUUGGUGUUGGAAAAUAUAUAUAGAUGGGGAAAUUAUAAUAUCAAAAUAAUAAUAUAAGAAUUAGGAUAAAUACUACUACAAUAAUACUCUUAAAUAAUAUAUAUGUACAUAUAUAUUUAUAUAAUACUUGAGUCGUGCCAGGCACUGUCCUAAGAAACUAUUUCAGCGGUAUGAAAUGUUUCCCCAGGAUUAAACAAGUCUUCCCUAAUAAAUUAGAGGACACAGAAAUCAACAAAAUAUAAAUACUACAAAAUAAAGCAUGUCGGAAGGAGAUAUAUAUUUGAAAUUGGCUAAGUCUUACUCUUCACUUGGGUUGUUCCUCCUCAAAACUCCAUCAACUACUAUAUAUAGAGGAGCAUAGGCAGUGGAGGAAAACAUAUUACACCAUAUAACUUGGACGCAAAUGGAGAAUUACUUGGAGACAAAGGAGUUAAAUUUGGGGACAAAGUAGAUUAAUACUUGGAGAUUAAGUUGAUGGCAUAAGCACAUUAGUCAUCAACUUAAUGACAUAAGUGCUUAUGUCACAAAUUAAUAGUGUCCAAAAUAUGUCUUAAAUUAUUUUAAAAUAUCCAACACAAAAUGUGUCUUAAAUUAUUUUAAAAUAUCCAACAAUCCCCCAUAUAUUUUAAAAUAAUUUUGAAAUAGAAGAACUCGACUUGCUUUAUUUUGUAUGAUCAAAAUGUUAUAGGUUUGGUGUCUUUCGGCCUAUGAACCAAACUUAGACCGACAAAAUUUAACUUACAGAAUUAUUGGUGAAAUAUAAAAUUUCUAUGAACCAAUUAUUCUUUUGUAAGCUAGAGAUUCUACCAAUCAUAUUUUAAUCCUCAUAUUUUGUUGUUCAACGCGGUUUUGCGCCAAUAAGCCAUGCGCGUGCCUGGUAUUCAUGAGAGCUCUAGAGACUAGGCCAAAAUCUCAUAGGAGCGGCUUCACUCCACUUCUCAUAUAGGUGAAUUCAUCAAGUGUAUACUGCUUUAAAUACACCAUCCACAAGGACUAUGAAUUCAUUAAGAGUUAAUAACUCAUCCCUCAUAAUUAGUAGCAGUUCAAGCACUCUCUAUUAGUGCGCAGUGUCAAUAUCGACUUGUUAUUAUCCAUAUGAACCUACUUCAUGGGAUCUCCAAUGGUUGGGUUACCAUCUCUAUUGACAAUCAUAUUGGCAUUAACCCCAUCUCUUUCGAGGAUUGAAGAAUUAAUUUUCUUCCCACGGGUUUAGUCAGUGAAUCGGCCCAAUUCAGUUUUGAUUUCACAUAAUCAAUGGAAAUUACUUCAUCUCUCAGCAACUGUUUAACGACAUCAUGUCUCAAUUUCAUGUGUCUGCUCUUACAAUUGUAAGACUUAUUCUUCGCAAUAACAAUUGCGGCUUCACAAUCCCAGUGUAUAAACACAUGAGACAAUUCAUUCUUAUCAAAGGGAUCAUCUGGUAAUUCAUCCUUCAUUAAAGGGAUCAACAUCCAUCCUUCAUCAAAGGGAUCAACAAUUCAUCCUUUAUUAAAGGGAUAUUCGCUAAGAAAUUUCUUAACCACUCAGCCUCAGAACCAGCCAACUCCAGAGCUACAAACUUUGACUCCAUAAUCGAUCUAGCAAUAAUCAUCUAUUUAGCUGAUUUUUAGGAUAUUGCACCACCACCUAAGGUGAACACAUAUCCACUAGCAAAUUUUGUUUCAUCUGAAUCAGAGAUCCAAGUUGCAUCACAAUACCCUUCUAAUGUAGAAGGAAAUUCACUAUACAUGAUACCAUAAUUCAUGGUUCCUAUCAAAUAUUUCAUCAGUCUACUCAAUGCAAGUCAAUGCUCAUUAUUGAGAUUAUGAGUAUAUCUACUCAAUCUACACACAUCAUAAGCAAUAUCAGGCCUAGUAAAAUUCAUCAAAUUCAAUACACUUCCAAUAAUUUGAGCAUAUUUAGACUGAGUAACUGGGUCACCAUAAUUGAGAGUUAGCAUCAUAAGAAGUGGUUAUGUCACAUCAAAAGAUUCAAAAUAAUUUAAGAAGUCUUUUCACAUAAUUUUCUUGUGACCACAUUAUACCAUCUUCACUCCUUAUUACUUUAACUCCCAAAAUCAUAUUUACUUCACCCAAAUCUUUCGUAUCAGAAUUAGUAGACAAAAAUAAUUUGAUAGUUUUCAUAAUAUUUAAACUUGUACCAAAUAUAAGCCUGUCAUCAAAUAUAAGCAUAUUAUCACAUAAUCAUUGUCUACCAUUUUUGCAUAAACACAUUUAUCUACUUCAACAAAAGAAAAAUUGUUUCUCAAUAAUACUUGAUCUAAUUUUCAUGCCACUAUUUAAAAUAAUAAAUCUAUAUGCAACACUAUGUUCAACAUAUUCAAUAAGCAUGCAAUUAACAUUUUAGAACCUAUUUUUCUCUUCUCAGGUUCAGGCAACAGAACAUUAGUCAGGCACCUCCACACUUUUAAAUAUUUCACAUGUAUCAAAAUAUUUGAAUCCAAAUCAAAUAUUAAAUUAAGAAAUUACAUAUUAUUUAUAUAUGAGACAUUUAACAUGUUAUAAUCUAGCAUGCAAUAAAGAAAUAGACAAUUUCUUCUCCUUUUUCAACUUGGGUGUAUGGCACAAAAUCAAUUUUGUUUAUACAAAUGUGCCUAGUAGCACCAGAGUCUAUCACCCAGUUUCUCACAUUGGCCAUAACAUUUAUUUCCUAAAUGACCGCAAUAAUCAUAUCAUCUGUUUCAACUAAAUUUAUUUUUAGCUUAGCGGGAUUGUCAUUUCUUUUCGAUAUUCUUUUGCAUUGAGGUGUAUAUUUUUUUUUAUUAUGAAGGUUUUAUUUUUAGCAUUGGACUUGUAACCAUGUAUAUUUACAUACCUGUAAUUUUCUUUACCGUAAGCCUCCGGCAGAAUGACUUGAACAGUCCAGUCAGGGUAGCACCAACAUCAGUAUCAUCAAUAGUUUCAGGACACAUAUUAUAUGCCAUAGUUUCUUAGAUUGUUGGAAAAUAUAUAUAGAUGGGAAAAUUAUAAUAUCAAAAUAAUAAUACAAAAAUUAGGAUAAAUACUACUAAAGAAAGCAAGUCGGAAGGGGAUAUUUGAAAUUGGCCAAGUCUUACUCUUCACUUGGGUUGUUCCUCCUCAAAACUCCAUCAACUACUAUAUAUAGAGGAGCAUAGGCAGUGGAGGAGAACAUAUUACACCAUAUAAC
Molecule: messenger RNA, 4072 nt
Organism: Solanum tuberosum (potato)
Lineage: Eukaryota; Viridiplantae; Streptophyta; Magnoliopsida; Solanales; Solanaceae
Product: histone H3.2-like
Exons: 1
Coding region: 622-948 (108 amino acids)
Cellular component (GO): nucleosome
Molecular function (GO): DNA binding; structural constituent of chromatin; protein heterodimerization activity
Source: RefSeq, a predicted model, not a curated record